AUGGUUAUUGGAGAUCGGACUGCAACGGAUAACGAACGCAACGAGAACGAGAGCGAACGAGCACCACAGAACGAAACGGAUGCGGAGCGAAGAUACUUGCUGGCAGAGGGAGAUCGAACAGAUACGGGCAACGAACGCAACGAGAACGAGAGCAGGCAACCGCCACAGGACGAAACGGGUUCGGAGGUCCAAGACGAGAAGGGUGCGGAGGAUGGACGAGGGGAGCUCACGCUAGGACCCGACACGGAGCCUGAAAAAGGGGCAAAAUCGGGAAACUCGAAUAACCAAAGGGAAGAGGAGAACAACGAAGGAGAACGGAUAUUACCUGAAUGGCUCUGGUGGAGAGGAGAUAGCCCACCAGAACUAAUGCACGAGAAUUUGGGUCCUCUCUGUGCAAUCGGAGAAGCGGCAGUACUCGAGCUCGAGAUCACAGGCCGAAGGUACGAGGGACUACUCGACACUGGAGCAACCCGGAGCUUCAUCUGCCCGGCGGUGGUGGAAGAGCUGGGGCUAAAGGUGCGGGCCUUGAAGGAACCCUUUUCAUUCACGAUAGCGAACGGCGCUAGUAUACAUAUCGAUAAGCAAGUACCGAGACUGACCAUGUUAUGUGGAGGAGAAUGCUUUACUGGGGACUUCUUAAUCGGCCCCAUACCGUUCCCUAUCAUCCUGGGAAUAGAUUGGUUAGUGAACUACGACGUAGCCUGGUACUUUCAAUCGGACAAGAUUAGGACAUACGUAAACGGCCGAUGGUUUAACCUACCAGUUCUCAGGAGGGGAAGGUAUGCAACCCCCCAAAGGGAAGCGAAGAACACGGACCAGACGAAGACCGCGGCGGAUCGAGCCUAUGAGGAAUUAGCUGCUCAGGUAGCCAAGAUGUCGGUCGAAGAGGCCGCAGCACUACUACGCCCUCCACCUAAACGAUACAAAUCGAGGCGCAAAGCAGGAGUGCGGGUGAAAAUCAGGGAUAUUCUUCAGAAGGCGAGGGAGGACACGGCAAACCUGAAGAGAGCGCUCGAGGGAUUACAUUUCGUCGUCGCGUUACCGGCUACGGAACCGGAGCGGCUCGUGCACGUACCAACGGAACGCCAAGUGCCUCUGUUGUAUGCACUAGUGGAACACGCUAAAUCCCAUCCGGACCGGCGGAAUCAAUCGGCGAACGAACUCGUGGAGCCCGCUGACAAGACAUCGGCUGACGAUGAGGAAUCCCCUUGGCCCAGGGCCCAGUUGACGUUCUCUGAAUUUGACGCAUGGGCAGACGGUCCGGAGGCAACCAAGGUGCCGGACCCGAUCCUGAAAGUAUUAAAGCAGCACAGACAACUAUUCCCCGACAGUCUGCCGGACGGAUUACCUCCUAAGCGGCCCCACGAUCACCGCAUUCUCCUUGUACCCGGCAAACUUCCAACACGUGCGCCGAUCUACACAAUGCCACCUGACCAGAUAGCACAACACACCAGGGAGAUAGCUCGCCUAACGGCUAAAGGGUGGAUUGGACCUACCUAUUCACCCAUCUGUGCUCCCACCAUCAUGGUGUACAAAAGGGAUGACGGCAGUGCGGAGCGCAAGAUGCGCCUGGUGGUGAACUACCAGGCACUCAACGCGCUGACCAUCGCACCGGAGUUCCCUAUGCCCAGCGUCCAAACGGUACUCGAGAUGCUGGGCGGGGCUACUGUCCUCUCAACGCUCGAUCUAGAAGCGGGCUUUCAUCAGAUCCGCAUGGCCCGCGAGGGCAGGUGGAAGACCGCCUUCCGUUCUGUACAGGGCCUCUUUGAGUAUAAGGUGAUGCCGUUUGGUCUCAAGGGCGCGCCAGCAACCUUCCAAGCAAACAUCAACGCAUACUUACAGCCACUACUAGGCAAUCGGGUUAUCGCAUAUCUCGAUGACGUCUUAAUAUACAGCGCGACCUUAGCGUCGCACACCCAACUUCUGGAACAGGUUUUGGGGAUUUUCCUGAACCAUCAAUUUUACCCGAAGCUUGUUAAGCGCCGAUUUGGCCAGCGAGAACUAACGUAG
Molecule: messenger RNA, 2010 nt
Organism: Eimeria mitis
Lineage: Eukaryota; Apicomplexa; Conoidasida; Eucoccidiorida; Eimeriidae
Exons: 1
Coding region: 1-2010 (669 amino acids)
Biological process (GO): proteolysis
Molecular function (GO): aspartic-type endopeptidase activity
Source: RefSeq, a predicted model, not a curated record